Dama dama (fallow deer) is the source of this 1685-nucleotide messenger RNA. RefSeq names its product protein adenylyltransferase SelO-like. The coding region runs from base 1077 to 1628 and encodes 183 amino acids. The transcript is spliced from 13 exons. The record is from RefSeq and is a predicted model, not a curated record. NCBI's taxonomy places the organism in Eukaryota, Metazoa, Chordata, Mammalia, Artiodactyla, Cervidae.
GCUUGGCGUCGCAAGCCCCGCUCCUUCUCUCUCCUCAUGGAGGACUGUCUAGCUGGGGAGCUGGAGGGGCGGCCACAAAGUUUACUCCGCGGCGGCUGGACCCUUCGUACCUCCGCCGGCCGCCGGCCCGGGAGAAGCCAGCGGGAUCUUCCUCCCGGGAAGCGGCCUCUCCCGACCCUGUCCAGCCCGUGCCUCCGGCAGUCACCGCCAAAAUCUACCCCUGGCGGAAACCAGCUGUCACCUGGAAAUGCUACAGGGGGCCCGACGAACACUCCUUAACUUUCCUUCUGCGUUUUUAGGCGGAAAUAGGACGCAGAGGAUCGGGUUCCCGUUUUGCUGCCUAAUUUGGAGGCUCCAGUUUCCGCCGCUGCUUCUCUUGGGCGUCACUUGCCACGCCGUUGUCGGUUCUUUAUGGAGACCUAGCUUGCAAGGAAAUGCCAACCUUUCGCAUCUUUCCAGGAACAGGUCAAACCCCGAGCAGGGCUGUUGUGAAAGAGGAGCUAGAUUAGCUUCGUCUCUCGACUUCUGGACUCUCUCCUCUGAAAACUUCAUAGAUACAUCGUGGUCUAGUUUGGAGGUCUUGCUCACAUCUGGAUGUGAAGUGCUGGAAGAUAUUUUGGACCUUGAUUUAUCUGUCUCAGAAACAGAUGAUUUUAUCCAGCUUGUAAGUGGUAGAAAGAUAGUAUUUGGAGCCACUCCAUUGGCUCACAGAUAUGGCGGCCACCAGAAAUGGCAACGGCAGAGCCAUCCUUCGUUCCUCUGUAAGAGAAUUUCUGUGUAGUGAGGCUCUGCAUUAUCUUGGAAUUCCCACCAGCAGAGCUGCAAGAUGCAGUAGUGCUGUGUGUUGCAAAAUCCUGGUUUAGGAUUGGAUCAUUAGAAAUUUUGACUCAUUAUGGUGAACUGGAUUUACUAACAUUAGAAAACCAGUGUUUUUUUUUCAUGGUAGAAGACAGUGGGAAGAAACACUUGUUUAUGUGCUGUGAAGUUAAAAUAUUUUUGGUUUUCUUGAUGUUAUUAGACUUCAUCAUACAGGAGUACUUCCCCUUAGUAGAUGGAUUUUUUUUUUUUCUAUUGUGAUGUUUGAGACGGCACAGCUCAUUGCCUUGUGGAUGUCUGUUGGUUUUGCUCAUGAUUUUGUACCAAACACAUCUGAUGAUGAAAGAAGAUAUAAAAUAGGAAAUCAGGCCAAUAUUGGGAUGUUUAAUUUAAACAAGUUGUUACAAGUGCUAAACCCAUUAUUGAAUCCUAGGCAAAAGCAGCUUGCCACUCAGAUUCUUAAGGAGUAUCCCAUUCCUUAUUAUACAAGAUUUAGAGAACUGUUCAAAGUCAAAUUGGGAUUACUUGGAAAAAGUGAGGAUGAUGAUGAUUUAAUUGCAUUUCUCUUACAUCUCAUGGAAAAGACAGAAGCUGACUUUACAAUGACAUUUCGGCAGCUCAGUGAGAUCACUCAAAGCCAAUUACAGGAACUAGUCAUUCCUCAGGAAUUCUGGGCACUGAAAAUGAUCUCAAAGCACAAACUCUUUCCUGCCUGGGAGUCCCAGUACCUUUCGAGACUGAAGAGUAACAUCAAUGAUUCAGAUUCUGAAAGAAGAAAAAGAAUGACAGGAAAAUCCAUCUUCGAGACAUGAGGGCACAUUGACCCAAAGACGCGAAGAGAAGAGCACCCCAUGGCGCUGGAGAGAGAG